This is a messenger RNA of Mugil cephalus (flathead mullet), 656 nucleotides long. It is a transcript of the gene ss18l2, whose product is annotated as ss18, like 2. Gene Ontology annotation, cellular component: nucleus. Gene Ontology annotation, molecular function: transcription coactivator activity. The transcript is spliced from 4 exons. Gene Ontology annotation, biological process: positive regulation of transcription by RNA polymerase II. The record is from RefSeq and is a predicted model, not a curated record. Lineage: Eukaryota; Metazoa; Chordata; Actinopteri; Mugiliformes; Mugilidae. Bases 85 to 390 code for a protein of 101 amino acids.
CGGAAGGCAAACAAAAAAGAAGAUCAAGAAGAAGAAGCCGCCCUUCUGUGCAGACACAAACAAAUAACUGAAGCUACUUACAAUAUGUCGAUUGUUUUUGUGCCAAAGAAACUACGAGGAAAGGCGAAAAUCAACCAGGAGACGAUACAGAGGCUGCUGGAUGAAAACGACCAGUUAGUAAGAUGCAUCACUGAAUACAUGCAGAAAGGACGAGCAGUGGAGUGUGUACAAUACCAGCAGAUCCUGCACCGCAACAUCGUCUAUCUGGCAACCAUAGCCGACGCCUCCCCCGACAACAUACCUCCCUCUUCAAGUGUAAAGACAAGCCACACGUUGCAUGACUCACCACUUCUACAUCUAGUGACACUUCGGCACCAACACCGGCCAUGAGUGGGCGUGAAGGGACGCGAUGAUUGCACCUCCCGUGGGUGCAUUUUGGAUGGGGCGUGUGCUCUGUGACAUUAUUGAGAAUGAUUCUAUAGCACAAGGUGAUGUAUUUAUUGUUUUGUUAAUACAGUAACGUGAUCCUUUCAGGGGUCACGGUUGCAGUGUAGUGUUGGAUGUUUAUGUACAAAUAGAGACUGUAUUAUCCACCACAAUGUGGUUUGUCAUUCACAGUAAAGUACAUUAAAACACUUUUUAUACUUUUGUUAUAA